Messenger RNA from Capsicum annuum, 1481 nucleotides. RefSeq names its product UDP-xylose transporter 1. The transcript is spliced from 9 exons. The record is from RefSeq and is a predicted model, not a curated record. Gene Ontology annotation, molecular function: antiporter activity; UDP-xylose transmembrane transporter activity. Bases 321 to 1367 code for a protein of 348 amino acids. Lineage: Eukaryota; Viridiplantae; Streptophyta; Magnoliopsida; Solanales; Solanaceae. Gene Ontology annotation, cellular component: Golgi apparatus.
UAAAUAUAAAGAGACGCAUAUCGUUGGCAUUAGACUAAUUUAAUAAUGUAAAAAAAUUAUAUUAUUAGUGCACAAACCUUACUCUUAAUGUUGUUAGUCCCAAACACCCACCCCAGAAAGUGUAAAUAAAAGAUAGCUUCUUCGUUCUUCAUUCUCAAACAAGUCUGUUAACUUCCCUCUCUAUGCACCUCAACCCCCAAAAGGAAAGGCUCUUCAAAUUUUCUUGACAUUUUGUCUGAGUUUCUUGGAGCUGUAGGGGGCCAAUAAGUUCAUCUUGAAGAGGGCUCCUCAAGUCCAAGUUACUUAGACAUAAUUAAGAGAUGGGUGAGAAGACAAGCUUCCAGUUGGGGGUGGUGGGAGCAUUGUUUCUCUCAGUGGCAUCCUCAGUAUCCAUUGUUAUUUGCAACAAAGCUUUGAUGAGCAAUCUUGGUUUCCCAUUUGCAACAACAUUGACAAGUUGGCAUCUGAUGGUGACAUUUGUUGCACUGCAUGUGGCACUAAGAUUCAAUUUCUUUGAGAACAAACCCAUUGACAUGAAGACUGUGAUUCUGUUUGGCAUCUUAAAUGGCGUUUCCAUUGGCUUUCUCAAUCUCAGCCUCGGUUUUAACUCUAUUGGCUUUUACCAGAUGACAAAGUUAGCAAUUAUACCUUUCACUGUACUUUUAGAAACCAUUUUCUUGAAAAAACAAUUCAGCCGGAAUAUCAAAUUCUCUCUGUUGAUUCUGCUGCUCGGAGUCGGCAUCGCCUCCAUUACCGAUCUUCAGCUCAAUUUUGUUGGCACAAUCCUCUCUCUACUAGCAAUUGUUACAACUUGUGUUGGACAAAUUCUCACCAAUACGAUUCAGAAGAGACUCAACAUCUCCUCUACACAACUGUUGUACCAAUCAGCCCCUUUCCAAGCAGCUAUUCUAUUUGUGACAGGGCCUAUGGUGGAUCAAUUCCUUACUAAAAAGAAUGUUUUUGCUCACAAGUAUUCUAAUGUUGUGUUGGGAUUCAUAUUGUUGUCGUGCUUGAUUGCUGUGUCAGUGAAUUUCAGCACAUUUUUGGUGAUUGGGAAGACAUCACCCGUGACAUAUCAAGUGCUUGGCCACUUGAAAACAUGCCUUGUUCUUGGAUUUGGCUAUACACUGCUGCAUGAUCCCUUCACAUCAAGAAACAUUGUUGGAAUACUAGUUGCCAUUGUUGGCAUGGGAUUGUAUUCUUUUUUUUGCACACAUGAAACUAAAAGGAAACAGCUUGGAGAUCAUUCUUCCACUCCUCAGGUCAGAGAAAAAGAUUCUAGUACGCCACUUCUAGCUGGGAAGGAUGGUUAUCAAGAUAAGGAAAAUCAUGAAUCCAAGAAGUUAUCCAAGAUCUCCCUUGUUUAAAUUUUGAAGUUGAGAUGAGGAUGUUUCAAACAAAAAGAAAAUCUGAAUUUGGAGACAUUCCACCGGAUGUAAAUGAUUUUUGGUUGAUUCAAUAAUAUUUUCACGAAUUUGUUA